AUGGGGCUCUCAUCCCGUCUCCUCCGCAUUCCGCGGCCAGAGACCUUUCUCUAUGUUAUGAGCCUCGAAACAGGCGCGUCAUUGAUUACACUGUCGCUACUAUUGAACAAAAUCAGUGGCCUCUAUGGCCUCCUCGCCCUGUUGACCGGUUACCACUUGUCGCCCGUACAACUGUCCAUGUACCUUUACUCUCUCAUCGCUCUCGCCAUCGCCGCCAUCCUUUUCCCUCACAUUCGAAAGCAGUCUCCUCUGGAGUGCCUUGCGCUUGCUUGGUUGUACCUGAUUGACAGUUUGAUCAACGCCGCUUACACUGCCGCCUUUGGAGUGAGUUGGUUCCUAGUAGUGUCGCAGACCUACGACGGUGGCAAGCCCUCUGGACCAGGCAGCGAAACCAUCGCACAGACCGCCGGCUUCACCAGCCCCAAGUACGAUGCCGCCUACGUUGAGAUCCAGCACACUCAGGAUGGAAAUCAAUUUGUUCCCCACCCGCCGAGAGCUGCCGACCACCUGAGCAGUGUUGUUGCCCAGCCCGAGAGCUUCCAGAGCAUUGUCUUCAUCUCACUCCUGUGGGCCAUGCGCGUCUACUUCGUCCUCGUGAUGUUGGCCUUUGCUCGUCAAACCUUACGUCUAUGGAUUGCGAUCCCUCGACACACCCAGCUCCCUACACACAGCCGCAAUGUCUCUAUCGCGAGCGUUGCGGACAUUGACCGUGAGCCUUUCACGCCCUACAGUCCCGAUGGCCAAGGUUGGAAGGGUAAGCUGGGCCGUAUCAUGGUUGGUAUCGGUCACAGCUAUUGGCUCGGUGAGGAGGAAGAGGGCAAUUGGCUCGGUAACCUUGGUCAGAAGUUCCGUGCCCGUUCUCAGAACAACACCGAACUACCGGGUCCCUUGGAACGAGAGCGAAGACGCCGAUCGGGCACCGGUCCUCCCCAGCCACCGCCGUCCAUUAUCCGCUCUGGUGUUAUUCAACAAACUAUCCCUGAGCACCCUGGGGUGAAUGUAAAAAUGCAGGACUGGCCUGAAACUCGAUAA
Messenger RNA from Penicillium verhagenii, 1032 nucleotides. RefSeq names its product inositol phosphorylceramide synthase regulatory subunit KEI1. The coding region runs from base 1 to 1032 and encodes 343 amino acids. The transcript has 2 exons. Gene Ontology annotation, molecular function: inositol phosphoceramide synthase regulator activity. Gene Ontology annotation, biological process: inositol phosphoceramide metabolic process. Lineage: Eukaryota; Fungi; Ascomycota; Eurotiomycetes; Eurotiales; Aspergillaceae. Gene Ontology annotation, cellular component: inositol phosphoceramide synthase complex; Golgi membrane. The record is from RefSeq and is a predicted model, not a curated record.